CGUUUGACCAGGCUGGAUGGGGCAGUAGUGAUCACACUACAGUCCAAGGAGUGAAACGGGAACUCUUUUAAGCAAGAGUCUCGUGCCUGAAGCUCAUCAUGGCAAUUCCCAUAAUUCACCUGCUGCUGCUCAGUCUCCUCAUCGCCACUGCUGCUGGGAAAGGCCUGGAGAAGGGACCACUGGAGAACAAGGUUCUAGACGUACCAGAGGGGACACCUGUACCUUACGCCCUCUACCAGUUCCAAGCGUCCCACCUCGAGGUUGAUGGGUUCAGAUUGACAGGAGAGACUGAAGGAAAGAUCAGCAUCUCAGAGGACGGCUGGCUCUACCUAGAACAGACCUUGGACUGGGCCCACACACAGACACAUACUCUGGAGCUGGAGGCCUUAGUGGGUUCAGAUCCAGUAGAAGGUCCAGUCAGCAUCACCAUCAACGUGUUGGAUGUCAACAACCAUGCCCCCUCCUUCAACCAGACAGACUACAUCGGCAUCGUCAAGGAACGUACCCCCGCAGGUGUUCCAUUUGCGCGUGUGUUUGCUACUGACCUGGACGACUCAGAGUCUCCCAACGCCCAUCUGAGUUACACCCUGGUCUCCCAGAUCCCCAACAGAGACAACACCCUGUUCUUCCAGAUCAACAGCAACACAGGAGAGAUUUCUACUACUGCCGAGGGAGAGCGUCUGCUGAAGGCCAGAGAAAGUGUUAUUCAUUCCAGAGGAGGGGACUUCAGUGAUUCUCUGAAGAAGAGGUUUGAUGACUACUGCACCCCCACAAAGGACAUCCCUUAUGAACUCAACCCCUUCUACAGCUGUGUGCAGAGGGCAGAGUCUCGGAGGCUGAACCCUCUGGAAGACCCAGACUUCACGCUGAUUGUUCGUGUGGAGGACAUGGGCGGGGAGUCAGUGAACGCUCUCAACGGUAAUGCGAGGGUUAAAAUUGUCGUGCAGGAGAACCUGUGGGUCAAUCCUGGACCGAUCAACCUCAGAGAACAGUUGAAAGGGAUAUACCCCAUGCACAUCGGCAAGGUCCAGUCUAAUGAUCCCAGUGCCUUCUACAGGCUGGUACAGAAAGAGCGGGAGCUGACGUUCCCCUUCAAUGUCACAGAGGAAGGAGACAUUCUGCUGACUGAGGAGCUGGACAGAGAGGACAAGGCCAUGUACAUCCUGGUGGUGUUCGCUGAGGAUAGCUAUGGUAACCAGGUAGACCCUCCCCUGGAGGUGCAGGUGGUGGUGGACGAUGUGAAUGAUAACGCUCCAAUCUGUGAGGAGGAACUCAGUGUGUUUGAAGUGCAGGAGAACGAACCCACAGGCAGCCCAGUUGGACAUCUGAUGGUGCAUGAUGCUGAUGAUGACAACACACCCAACGCGCUGCUCUCCUAUUCGCUGGUGUCCCAAACCCCUUCCUCCGUCUUUACCAUUGAUGGCAUCAGCGGCCGCAUCCAGGCCAAGCAGAUGCUCCAACGCAGAGACGCAACAGAGUACCACCUCACUGUCAGAGUAAACGACCCAGGUUUCAGCACAGAAUGUAAAGUCCUCAUCAAGGUUAUCGACAUCAACAAUGAGCUGCCCAUCUUCGAGAUGAAUGACUAUGGUAGUCACAACCUGUCUGAAGACACAGCUCUAGGCCACACCCUCCUGACAGUGAAAGCCACAGACGCCGACGACCCUGGAACAGGAAGCUCCCGCAUCGAGUUCCACAUAACCGCUGGCAACGAAGACGGAGUUUUCGCCAUGGAGACAGACGACAAUGGGGAGGGCAGGCUUGUUGUUGCUAAGCCUCUGAACUAUGAGAUUGCUACAUCCUAUAAGCUACAGAUUGAUGCUCGUAACCCAGAGCCGCUGGUGAGCGGUCUCGAGUACGGCGCUGAGUCGUCCGCCGUGGUCUCGGUGGCGAUCAGUGACGUUGAUGAGGCUCCAGUGUUUGACAUGGACAUUCUGGAUGUCACAGUGCUAGAGGACACUAAGGAGGGAUCUACGCUGCUCAAAAUACACGCCAAGGACCCAGAGGGCAAAGAGAUACUGUUCAAGAUGGAGGGAGACACUAAGGGUUGGUUGGAGAUUGAUCCUGCUACUGGAGAGAUAAAGAUAAAGAAUAAAGCUGUGCUGGACAGAGAGACGGUGGAGGCCUUCCACUUUACUGUUGUCGCCUUCGAGAAAGCCAAUCCAGAGCUGUCCUCAGAGCGCGAGGUGUCUGUGAGGCUGCUGGAUGUGAAUGACAAUGUCCCCAAGCUGACAGAGAACCAGGCCUUCAUCUGUGUGAAGAAGCCCCAGCCUAUAGUCCUGACGGCCCUGGACGCAGACGCAGACCCCUUCGGAGCACCUUUCACAUUCAGCCUGGCCCAGGGCAAGAAGUCCCCCAACUGGGACCUAAGCGCUGUGGACGGUACAUCUGCUAAACUGACCCUGAAGAAAUCUCCCAGCGAGGACAAAACCUUCCUAAUCCCCAUCAACAUCAAAGACAACGCUGGCAUGGGCAUCACACAGAAGUUUGAGGUGCGAGUGUGUAACUGCACAGAGCUGGGAUACUGUUUCACCGAGCCAGGCGUUCAUGCAGGGGUGUUAGGAAUGCCCACCACCAUCGGAAUCCUGGCUGGAACUGUCGGAUUCAUCGCCCUGGUCCUGAUCAUCGCUUUCCAUCGUAUAAAGAAGGACAACCAGAAGAAAGCCUUGCUGGGAGAAACGGACGCCAUUCUCUAGAAACACAUGAGAUAGCAUGUGUUUGUUUAAUUGUUAUAUUUCUGAAGAACAGAUCUACUUUGAUUGGUUGUAUGCAUAUGUUAUAAAUACUACCUGGUUUCGUCAUAAUCAUGCACUCAUGCAGCUCAAUAACUUAUUUCCCUUGUCAGUGAAUUUUGUCUGUAUUUAGAAUUUAGACUGUCCAUUCUCAGCUGGUGUGUCUUGACUGGCUGUGUACUGUGUGAUGGUUCAAACACUCCAUUUCAAGCUGCUUGCUGUAAUUGUGUAGACUGUUGCUCAGAGACUUCAGUUCACCGUUUGCCUCUGACUGUUUUUUUGUGGUUGAUAUGUCUUUAUACUGAUACUCCAUGAUGUUUUUUUAAUGAGGCCUGAUAUUAGUGAAGAUGCUAGCUAGCCGAGGGUUAAAUUAGGACGGUUCCACCACUAGAAUGGGAGAAAGACUGCAUACAGUAAAGAGUAGAAAUGACCAUGGAAAAACAACCGAUGUUGGAGACAGUUCCAACACCUAAACAUCCCUCAGUUUAACCCUUGGUGUUAACUGUUUGACAAGCCCAGUGUAAAUGAGUGCCUGGUGAAUGUCUGAGUGUGUACCAUGUUUAUAAUAGUUUUGUGAUUUUCUAUUAAAUUUGAUUUCUAUUAAUUAUUCAAUUUAAAAAAAAAAUUCGGUUUAGUUUCCAUUCUGUUUCAGACUUGAUUUACUAGUUUUUAUUCUGUUUCAGUACGAUAAAAAACAUAUUUUGUUUUUAUAUUAUUCAGUUGUAGUUUCAGUUUCAGUUGUAUUUUUUGUGUGAGGGACAGAAAGUAGCCUCACGUGUCCUUAUGCUAGGGGCCAUGUAUGUGAUGUAGGACUAUAGCAGGGGUACUCAAGUACUAUUUGAGAUGGUCCGGUCACACACAUUUCCUAGGUGGCAAAAGUCCUGAUGGAUAUUUUCAUUUAUCGGCGUAGUAACACACCCUCACCUCGCAAUCCAUGCCACAACAAACUGUUCAAACCGUUCACACCCUUCUUGUUGGUAGAGAGAAUCAUUUGUCGUUUUAAAGCUCAUUGUCGGCAAUUCUACAUAUUAUCCACGUCUUAUGCGUGUUCACAUGAUACCGGUAGUCGAAUCCUCAGCGAAUUACAAAAAAUAAAACAAUAGCUAUCUCCCCAUCUUUAUCCUGAAAUUCUUUGUGGGUGCUGUACAGAUGAACUUUGAGGUUGUGGGAUGCAGGGUGGGAUGCAGGGUGGUAUGCUGCUGGCUGGCAGCAGUGGGAUGCAGGGUGGUAUGCUGCUGGCUGGCAGCAGUGGGAUGCAGGGUGGUAUGCUGCUGGCUGGCAGCAGUGGGAUGCAGGGUGGUAUGCUGCUGGCUGGCAGCAGUGGGAUGCAGGGUGGUAUGCUGCUGGCUGACAGCAGUGGGAUGCAGGGUGGUAUGCUGCUGGCUGGCAGCAGUGGGAUGCAGGGUGGUAUGCUGCUGGCUGGCAGCAUACCACCCUGCAUCCCACUGCUGGCUGGCAGCAGCAUACCACUCUAGAUCCCACUGCUGGCUUGCCUCUGAAACUAAGCCCGGUCGGUCCUGGUCUGUCCCUGGAUGGGAGACCAGAUGCUGCUGGAAGUGGUGUUGGAGGGCCAGUAAGGGGCACUUUUGCGUCUGGUCUAAGGAGAUCCCCAGGGCAGUGAAGGGGACAUUGCCCUGUGUAGGGUGCUGUCUUUUGGAUUGAAUGUUAAACGGAUGUCCUGACUGUGGUCAUUAAAAAGCCCAUUACUUAUCAUAAGAGUAUGGGUGUUAACACUGGUGUCAUGACAAAAUUCCCAAACUGGUACCAUUCCCAUCAUGACCACCUAAUCACCCCCCCCCCCACCCCUCAUUCUAAUUGGCAUAUAUCAAUUAGCUGAUGUUGCCGUUCAUCACCCAGGUGGGUUCUACACAUUGGAAGUGAGUUUCCCCCUACAAUGUAAAGCACUUGGAGUACCUCAGUUUGUAGAAAAGUGCUAUAUAACUCCAAGAAAUUAUUAUUAGCUUCUGACACUACGAUACAUUUGCUUUUGUCCUUUCCAGCAAUGUACUCCAAAUAAUCCCAUACAUGGCUUUGUCUUUUGCAACCAACCACUGCUGGUGUUGUGUUUGCUGCUACCAUUGUUCAAGCUCAUGCUUUGUCCUCGGAUUUCUUCCCUUAGCUAGCGAUGCAGCAGUUAGGCCUAUUUGAAACAUCACCAUCUACUGGCAGCAUUUACCCUCCAGAUUCAGAAGUUCAAAAACCCCAUUAGAGAAAAAAGCUUCAAAACCCCAUUCGAUUUUUGUCCAAAGUUUAGAAGGAAAAAAACAACUGAACAUGAUUCAUGAUGGUUUUAAUUAUAUUUUAGUUUGUUUUGCAGUCAAAGAUAAUAGUUCCAGUAUAGUUUUAGUUUUUCAGUUUACUCAAUUGUUUAUCCAAUUUUUGUUUUAAUUAAUUUUCAUUUCAGUUUUCAUUUACUAUUAUAACCUUGGUGUGUGCAACACAGUAAUGGAGAGAGGAGUGGAGAAAAUGUCUAUCUGAAUAAAGGCUAUCUGGACCUAC
This is a messenger RNA of Salvelinus fontinalis (brook trout), 5231 nucleotides long. RefSeq names its product cadherin-17-like. The record is from RefSeq and is a predicted model, not a curated record. Bases 99 to 2696 code for a protein of 865 amino acids. The transcript has 19 exons. Gene Ontology annotation, biological process: cell morphogenesis; multicellular organism development; homophilic cell-cell adhesion. NCBI's taxonomy places the organism in Eukaryota, Metazoa, Chordata, Actinopteri, Salmoniformes, Salmonidae. Gene Ontology annotation, molecular function: calcium ion binding; cadherin binding. Gene Ontology annotation, cellular component: plasma membrane; catenin complex; adherens junction.